This is a messenger RNA of Hevea brasiliensis (rubber tree), 2520 nucleotides long. RefSeq names its product cellulose synthase-like protein G3. Gene Ontology annotation, molecular function: cellulose synthase (UDP-forming) activity; mannan synthase activity. Gene Ontology annotation, cellular component: trans-Golgi network; plasma membrane. Bases 1 to 2283 code for a protein of 760 amino acids. The record is from RefSeq and is a predicted model, not a curated record. NCBI's taxonomy places the organism in Eukaryota, Viridiplantae, Streptophyta, Magnoliopsida, Malpighiales, Euphorbiaceae. The transcript has 7 exons. Gene Ontology annotation, biological process: plant-type primary cell wall biogenesis; cellulose biosynthetic process.
AUGCAGAUAUACGCACCCAUCAUCUUCUACCUCAUAUUUCAAUCAGAAAACAUGGAGGGUCCAAGGCCAAAAGGCUGCACCACUGCCCAAACCAUCCAUAUUCCUCCACUGCAUACCGUUCAACUUCUCCCUAUCGUGCCCUUCAACCGUAUAUUUGCCCUAGUUUACUUGUGUGCCGUUCUAGCUUUAUUUUAUCACCAUUUACAAACACUCCUCUGCUCCACAACACUGGUCUCUUUCUUCAUAAACCUCAUCUUAUUUAUCUCCGAUCUUGUUCUUGCCUUCAUGUGGUCCACUGCUCAGGCUUCUCGCCUAUAUCCAAUCCAACGCAAAGAAUUCCCGGAAAACCUCGAUAAUGUUGUUAAAAGAAGUGAUUACCCAGCCGUUGAUGUGAUUAUAUGCACUGCGGAUCCGACAAGAGAACCACCCAUGAGCGUAGUGAACACUGCUUUAUCAGUGAUGGCUUACGAUUAUCCAACGGAGAAGCUUUCGGUGUAUGUAUCGGAUGAUGGAGGAUCUGCACUGACUCUUUUUGCUUUCAUGGAGGCUGCUAAGUUUGCUGCGCACUGGUUACCAUUUUGCAGAGAGAACAAUAUUGUGCAGAGGAACCCCGAAUCCUAUUUUGAAUCAAAUUAUUCUUCUUCCUCCGAGGCUGUCGAGAUUAUUAAGAUAAUGUAUGAGAACAUGAAAAUGAGAGUGGAGCAUGUUGUGGAGAAAGGAAAGAUAGGCGAUGAAUAUAUCACUAGCGAUGAAGAGCGCCAAGCUUUCAAUCAAUGGACACAUAACUUCACGAGUCAAAAUCAUCCUACUGUUAUUCAGGUUUUAUUGGCAAAUAACAGGAGCAAGGACGUUACCGGAAAUUUUAUGCCUAAUCUUAUUUAUGUUUCUAGAGAGAAAAGCAGCACUUCACAUCAUCACUUCAAGGCUGGUGCCUUGAAUGUUUUGCUACGAGUAUCAGCUGUGAUGACCAAUGCACCCAUAAUCUUGACACUAGACUGUGACAUGUAUUCCAACGAUCCGCAGACACUUCUUCGAGUUUUGUGUUAUUAUUCGGAUCCUGAAAUUCGUUCCAAAUAUUCAUAUGUUCAAUUUCCUCAGCAUUUUCAUGGGAUCAACAAAAAUGACAUAUAUGCUUGUCAAUUUAAACGAUUGUUUGCAAUUCAACCUAUGGGGUUUGAUGGGCUAGGGGGUUCCAAUAAUGUUGGAACCAACGUAUUCUUCUCCAGGAGAGCAUUCUUUGGUGGCCCAUCCAAUUUUAUAUCACCAGAAAUUCCUGAGUUGAGCCCAGAUCAUCUGGUAGACAAGCCCAUACAGUCCCCAGAAGUCUUGGCAUUGGCUUGUCAUGUGGCAGGUUGCAAUUAUGAGAAUCAAUGUGCCUGGGGCUACAAGAUGGGCUUUCGAUAUGGUUCGUUGGUUGAGGACUUUUUUACGGGUUAUCAACUACGUUGUGAGGGUUGGAGAUCCAUGUUUUGCAAUCCAGAUAGGCCAGCGUUUCUGGGGAAUGCUCCCAUAAGCUUGGUGGAUUUGUUGAAUCAACUGAAGCGGUGGGCUGUUGGUGUCUUUGAGGUGGGCUUCUCAAAAUACAGCCCAAUGAUAUAUGGCAUCAGACGUUUGGGUCUUCUCAUGACCCUACUUUAUUCACAGUAUGCAUUCUGGCCUAUUUGGUCAAUUCCGAUAACCACAUACGCUUUUCUCCCCCAGCUAGCUCUCAUCAAUCAAGUUCGCGUCUUCCCCAAGGUCUCAGAACCAUGGUUUCUGCUGUAUCCAUUUCUGUUCCUGGGAGCCUAUUGGCAGGAUUAUUUCGACUUUGUCUCGGCUAAUGGAACAUUCCAAAUGUGGUGGAAUGAUCAAAGGAUUUGGACCAUAAGAGGACUCACAUGUUUAUGGUUUGGAUCACUUGAAUUCUUGCUCAAAUCCUUGGGCAUUUUGACACAUGGCUUCAGUUUGACCAGCAAAGUGGUUGAUGAUGAGCAAAGUAAAAGAUACGACCAAGGGAUCUUUGACUUUGGAGUUCCAUCGCCCAUGUUUGUGCCCCUAACAAUGGCAGCAUUGAUAAACUUGGUGUCAUUUAUUAUGGGGCUGGCAGAAGUUGUCAAAAGCAGCAAUUUGGAGGGACUUCUAAUCCAAAUGUUCAUAGCGGGAUUUGGGGUUGUGAAUUGUUGGCCAAUAUAUGAAGCAAUGGUCUUCAGAAAGGAUAAAGGAAAAUUGCCUACCAAGAUCACUCUCACUGCAGCAUUUCUGACUUGGGCUCUUUACAUUGCAGCUUCUUUCAUUUUUAAGUAACAAAGGUUUGCUAAUGUGAUUUGCAUAUUUCCUUUAUGAUUCUGCUUUGUGUUGCAUCAGAAAGACGAAUAAGAUGGUAAAAAGCAUACUGUCACUAGCUAAUAUAUCCUUUUUGAAAACGAAAUUAGUUCAAGUGCUUAUAUUUGUAAAAUCAAGACGUAUAUUAUCUGUGUUAAAAAAAAAAUCUUUAUUUGAUAAUUUUAAAAUAAUAGAAGCAUACAUAAAAAUAAAUAUACA